Messenger RNA from Pelodiscus sinensis (Chinese soft-shelled turtle), 1909 nucleotides. RefSeq names its product RIO kinase 2 (gene RIOK2). NCBI's taxonomy places the organism in Eukaryota, Metazoa, Chordata, Testudines, Trionychidae. Gene Ontology annotation, biological process: maturation of SSU-rRNA; protein phosphorylation. Gene Ontology annotation, cellular component: preribosome, small subunit precursor; cytosol; nucleus. The record is from RefSeq and is a predicted model, not a curated record. Gene Ontology annotation, molecular function: protein serine/threonine kinase activity; ATP binding.
ACGUCGGUUUUUUUCCACUGCCCACGAGUGCGCAUGCGCAGAGUGACGGGCCCGGGACACGGUGUUCCGAGGCUCGGCUCUUUGGUCCUGACAAGAACCAUCUGUCGAGGCGGCCCGGGAGGAGCAGGGCGAGACCAUGGGGCGGCUGAACGUGGUGAUGCUCCGCUACCUCUCCCGCGACCACUUCAGGGUGCUGACGGCGGUAGAGAUGGGGAUGAAGAAUCAUGAAAUAGUCCCUGCUAGCUUGAUUGCCUCCAUAGCCAGCCUGAAACAUGGUGGAUGUAACAAAAUUCUAAAAGAGUUGGUGAAACACAAACUCCUAGCUUAUGAACGAACUAAAACUGUCCAGGGCUACCGAUUAACUAAUGGAGGGUAUGAUUUCCUUGCCUUGAAAACACUCUCAUCUCGACAAGUUGUUAACUCUGUUGGAAACCAGAUGGGGGUUGGCAAAGAAUCAGAUAUUUAUAUUGUAGCAAAUGAAGAGGAGCAACAGCUUGCAUUAAAACUGCAUAGGCUUGGGAGAACCUCCUUUCGUAAUCUAAAAAACAAGCGUGAUUACCAUAAGCACAGACACAAAAUGUCUUGGCUUUAUUUGUCCCGCCUGGCUGCCAUGAAAGAAUUUGCCUACAUGAAGGCUUUGCAUGAUAGAAAAUUUCCUGUUCCAAAACCAUUUGACUACAAUAGACAUGCAGUAGUAAUGGAACUUGUUAGUGGUUACCCUCUGUGCCAAGUGCAUCAAAUAGAAGAUCCUGCAUCUGUGUAUAGUGAGUUGAUGGAACUAAUUGUAAAACUAGCCAACCACGGUUUGAUUCACGGAGAUUUCAAUGAAUUCAAUCUGUUAUUGGAUAGUGAGGAUCAGGUCACCAUGAUUGAUUUUCCACAGAUGGUGUCAACAUCUCAUCCAAAUGCUGAAUGGUAUUUUGACAGAGAUGUUAAAUGUAUUAGAGACUUUUUUAAGAAGCGCUUCGGCUAUGAAAGUGAACUCUUCCCAACCUUCCAGGAUAUCAGGAGAGAGUGUUCUCUUGACAUAGAGAUUGCAGCCAGUGGCUACACAAAAGAAAUGCAGGAGGAUGAUGAACUGCUUUACCCAGCAGGCCCUGAUGAGGAGGAUUAUAAAACAGUGCUUGUAGACGAUCUUGAUGAGAAAGUAAAUUUGUGUACCGCAGAUGUAGAAAAUAAAGGAAAUUUCACGGAUGAAUUGGAAGACGAUGCCAAAAACAAAUCUUCUAAAGUUUUGGUCUGUAGUAGCAAAGACGUUGAUAUAGCUGACAGUGGUAAAAAAGCACAAAGUUUAGAUAUGACAGAGUUAAGUCAUGUUUUAGAAGAAGCUGAAGGGCAAAUGAAUGCUGGGAAAGCAAAUAGUAAUGCAGAAAGUUCUGCAAUUGAUUUUUCUGAGGAUGAAAAGAGAAUUGAAAAUACAACCAAAAUUGAAGAUCAUGUAGGUCAAGGAGAAGACCCCGCUGACAAAGAAUAUGAAGAUGAAUGCCCUGAUCUGGUCGACUUGCCAUCAUUGCACAGAGAAUUCAUGCCUUUCAGAGAUGAAGAGAGUAUGAUUCACGUGAAUGAACACAGAACGAGAACCUUAAGUGCCACUUCCACCAGCAGUUUUAGGAGCUGUUCAACAAUUCCUCAGGAAUUGGUGAAACAGAAGAUAAAACGUCAACUGACAAAACAACAGAAAGCUGCUCUGAGACGACGGUUACAAAAAGGAGAAGCAAAUGUUUAUACCAAACAGCGUCGAGAAAAUAUGUUAAAUAUUAAGUCAAGUUUGGAUGCCGCUAGCUUCUGGGGCUAAUGCAUUAUAACUUCCAAUGGAAUAGCAAUACUCUUAUCCAUGAUGCAGAGUAUAUACUUGCUUUUUUGGAAAUUGGAUUGCUUAUAUUUAUAGUCAAUAAAUUUCCUCAUGAUU